UCGAUUGAAUCGCUGCCUUGAGGGACGAGAAAGGUAGAGUCCAAAGUCAGGCUCCGACCUCCGUCCCCGGCCAGUCGGACUUUGGGAUCGACGCAGGGCCCAGUCAGAAUCCCUGUGUCAGGUUGUCCGCCCUUGCCUGGAUGACUGCACUGCGGCAUGUGUGAGCAUCGACCAGAUAUAUAAGGAGAACAGAAACCACCAUCCUCAAACCCUCAACAUACAACACCGCAACCAUGCCCGUCCUCCCUCAACUCAUCCAGCAACCCUCAUCACCCAACCCAUCAACCCUCCCCAUCCGCCAACACAAAUUCAAAACUCCCACCCUCCGGCUCCAACUCAACGACCUCUCCCACGACGGCUCAGCAAUCUUCCUCUCCAACGUGAAAGCCAGCGAAGACUUCGAAAUCCAAGUCCAAAACGUGCUAAAUCUCCUCUACACACCCUCUUGCCACCGUCCGGGAACCCGCUCCGUCACGCUCAUCCUUCGAUGCAUGGACGGCGUAGCCUACACGACCGGAACGGAACUCGACAGCGACCACAAGGAGAUUCACUUCAAUCUAAACUACAUCAAUCGCACGCGCGCCGAUCAGAGACAUGAGCUGCUGGGGGUUCUGUGUCACGAACUAGUGCAUUGCUUCCAGUGGGAUGCGGGAGGUUCCUGCUCGGGAGGUCUGAUUGAGGGUAUUGCGGACUGGGUAAGGCUACGAGCGGGUCUGGGGGCGACGCAUUGGAAGCAGGAAGCGGAGGGUGACUGGGAUGGUGGGUAUCAGCAUACGGGGUAUUUUCUCGAGUACCUUGAGCAGAGGUUUGGGCCGGGGACGGUGAGGGCUAUUAAUGGGUGUUUGCGGGAGGGGAAGUACGAUGAGAAGAAGUUGUUUGAGAAGUGUUGUGAGGGACAGAAUGUGGGAAAAUUGUGGAAGGAGUAUCGGAAGUCGUUGGAGAAGAAGAACGGGAGUGAUGACGACUGUGAGGAGGGGAAGGAGAGUGCUGACGACUGCGAGGAGAAGAAGGAUGACGGAUGGGAGAGUGCUGGGACCGGUUCUUCUAAUCGAGACCAGAAGUGA
Messenger RNA from Zymoseptoria tritici IPO323, 1064 nucleotides. RefSeq lists its product as uncharacterized. Bases 234 to 1064 code for a protein of 276 amino acids. NCBI's taxonomy places the organism in Eukaryota, Fungi, Ascomycota, Dothideomycetes, Mycosphaerellales, Mycosphaerellaceae. The transcript has a single exon. The record is from RefSeq and is a predicted model, not a curated record.